Molecule: messenger RNA, 3455 nt
Organism: Pollicipes pollicipes
Lineage: Eukaryota; Metazoa; Arthropoda; Thecostraca; Pollicipedomorpha; Pollicipedidae
Product: eIF-2-alpha kinase GCN2-like
Exons: 10
Coding region: 138-3455 (1105 amino acids)
Biological process (GO): protein phosphorylation
Cellular component (GO): cytoplasm; nucleus
Molecular function (GO): protein kinase activity; protein binding; ATP binding
Source: RefSeq, a predicted model, not a curated record
GCAAGACAUCUCCAAAAUUGUUAUCGUUUAAGUUUUGUGCACGCAUACCCUUACUGGCGUGCUUUUGUUUUCUAGUAUCAAUGACCAUCGGCUCAGAUUAAUGGAACGAUAGGCCGGUGCAAAUAUCUCAAGCCAGCAUGUCGAAGGCCGACGAGUACCGCGAGCGCCAGGAGAACGAGGUGCUGGCCAUCGCGUCUAUGUACCCGGCCAAGGGCGAGUUCGAGGACCUGCGCCGGCGGGACGUGUGGAGCGUGCCGCGCCCGCCUGAGUUCCUGCUGCGCGUGCAGGCGUUGGCCGCGGCCGCCGGUCAGGCGCAGUGCUCCGUCAGCCUGCACCUGACGAUGCCGGCGCGGUACCCGGACGCGGCGCCCAAGGUGCAGCUAGAGCGUGCCGAGGGCGUUUCCGAAGCCGAACUGGCCUCGUUGCGUUCCGAGCUGGAGAAGCUGGCGCGCGAGCGGCUCGGCUCCGAGGUGGUGCUCGAGCUGGUGGAGCGCGCGCAGGCGCGGCUGGCGUCGCUCGCGCGGCCGCGUUUCGACUCGCUGCACGCCGAGAAGGAGCACAACGAGCGUCUGCGGCUGCAGGCGGAGGCGAGCACCGAGUGCGCCGAGCACGCAGGCUCGCGCCGGCUGGCGUUCGCCGGCCGCGACGAGGUGCUGUGCGGUCAGUGUCUGGAGCACACGGCUGCCGGCGCCGCCACGCGCACCGGCGUGGACACGCGCUCUGGCGAGCCGGUCCGGCUGCAGCAGUGGACGGUGCGGUGGCGGUCGGCGCACGCCACACGGAAGGGACGCGGCUCCGACCCGGCCGCCAAGGAGCGCAGAGAGAUGCUGGAGCAAAUCGGAGCGCUGCAUCGUGAGCUCGGCUCCCUGCAGAAGGUGCGCCACGACAAUCUUCUGCCCUACCUAGGCAUGACACACGAGGAGACGGCGGGAGGUGCCGAGGUGUUUGUACAGCAGGAUUUUGUGCAAGCCUCUGACGUCAGUCGGUAUGUGCGCCAGGGCGUGCAGAUGGACGCCCGUCAGCUGCGUCUGUUGGCGGUCGGACUGGUGGCGGCUCUGGCUCAUCUGCAUUCCAAGAACGUGAUCCAUGGCGAUAUCCGCGACACCAACGUGCUGCUGGAGAGCUCGGGCCGCGUGCGGCUGGCCGACUUCUCAGUGUGCCGGCGACUGGCCGAGUUGGCCGGCACCUCGCCGUCGCCGCCGCCCGACUACCCGCCCUACUCCGGCCGAAGCGGGAAGAAGGCGGAUGUGCAGCGGCUGGGGCCGGCGCCGGAGCCGCCCGACUGGCUGCCCGAGUCGGCGCGCAACUUCCUGGCGCGCUGUCUGGAGCCGGUCGAGAAGCGCCGCUGGUCGGCCGAGCAGCUGACCCAGCACGGCUUCCUCAGCGGCGAAGUAGGACCAACCAGCGUGCCCACGCCGUCCGCGCCCGCCUCCCCCGACGCCGAGCCGUCGGCCACCGGCAUCGUCGCUACGCCCGGGCCCAGCCAGCAGCUGGCCACAAACUUCCUGAUUCUGGAGCACCUGGGCACCGGCGGCUUCGGCGACGUGCUGAAGGUGCGCAACAAGGUGGACGGCAAGCUGUACGCCGUGAAGAAGAUCGUGUUGGAGCGGGACAGACCGCAGGACCAGCGCAAGAUCGCUGUGGAGGCGCAGCACCUCUCCAUCUUGCAGCAUGAGAACAUCGUGCGCUACUACACCUCCUGGAUGGAAUCGGAGGACGUGGAGGAGGAAGACGAGGAGGAGGACAGCGGCACCGAGGACGAGACACUGGCCGUGGUCUCGGAUCGCGAGGACUCCUCGGACAGUAUCGUGUUCGAGGCGCCGUCGGGCGCCGGCGGGGACGCCGCCGCAGCGCCAUUGAGCGACGACUCGCUUCCGCGAGCUGGUGGCCGGCGCUCCAGGCCCCGCGCCCGCCUUUGUCUCUGCAUCCUGAUGGAGUACUGCGAGAAGAGCACGCUGCGCACCGCGCUGCCGCGGCUCUGCGCCAACCAGCAGCUGCUGUGGCGUCUCUUCCGCGAGAUCAUCGAGGGCGUGGCGCACGUGCACCAGCACGGCCUCAUCCACCGAGAUUUGAAGCCGGAUAACAUUUUCCUUGACCAGAACGAGCACGUCAAGAUCGGCGACUUCGGCCUGGCCACGUCGAAGGUGGUGAAGCCGCGCGCGGAGGAGGCGACGCCGGACCGGGCGCAGGCCGAGGCGGCCGGCGACGUGUCGGACACAUCGUACGCCUACGCGGUGGGCACAGCGCUGUACCGAGCGCCGGAGCUGCAGCCGAGCGGCGGCCGGCGCGCCUACACCAACAAGGUGGACAUCUACAGCCUGGGCGUCAUCUGGUACGAGAUGUGCUGCGGCGCCUUUGCCACCAAGAGCGAGCGCGUGCAUCGCCUGAGCCAGGUUCGCCAGCCGGACGUUUGCGUGGCGGAGGACGUGCGCCAGCGUUUGACCGACCAGCAGCUGCAGGUGCUCCGCUGGCUGCUGGACCACGAGCCGACGGCGCGCCCCUCAUGCGUGGAGCUGCUUAGUUCCGAUUUGGUGCCGUCGCCGCCGCUCGAGGAGGCGCGCCUGCGCACCAUCUUCAGCGACACGGUGCGGCGGCCGGGCACGCGCCGCUACACCCACCUGGUGGACGCCUGCUUCUCCCAGCGCGCCUCGCACACGGACGACUGCGCGUAUGACGCGGCGCGCGCCCGCCUGGUGCGCCUGUUCCGGCGGCAUGGCGCCGUGCCGCUGUCGGCUCCGCUGUUGACGCUGCCCAGCGAGCGGCUGCCGCGCGGCCUGCACCCGCGCGAGCGCCAGGAGGCACUGUUCGGCGUGCUGGCGCCGCCGCUGCAGCGCCAGCUGGAGGCACUGGGCCUGUCGGAGCGCACCGCCGGCCAGCUGCUCUCCCGGCUGGAGGUGCGGGGCUCACUGGAGCGCGUGCAGGCGCUGUUCUCCAGCCGACGCCAGUCAGAGACGGCCCGGCAGGCGCUGCAUGAGCUAGCCGUGGUGGUCGAGUUCGCCGAAAAGCUGGGCGUCACGUACCCGAUGGUGGUACACCCUGGUCUGGUGCUGGGCCAGCAGCAGCGCCACUUCGCCGGGCUGGUCUUCCAGUUGGCGUGCCCGCGGCGGCGCGGCGCGGCGCGCUGGGCGGCGGCGCAAGGCGCGCGCGCCCUCAUCCUGCCCAAGGACUCGGACGCCAAGAUGGUGCGCGUGCGGCCGCUGGAGGUGCUGAUGGUCGAGCUGGACCAGGAGGACCUGCAGCAGCUGACCCGGCUCCGUCUCAACGAGCCCGAGUCCGCCUUCCAGCAGAGCGUCGACCAAGUGCUGGAGCGCUGCCGCGGCCAGCGCAAGUACGUGGCGAAGGUGUGCGACGAGCUGGCACGCGUGCGCGGCCGGCGCUGCGUCGUCGUGCUGUUCAAUUACCAGACGAGCAGCCGCCUGCUACUGGCGUGCGCCGGUGCUGACCACUGGCGUUAG